ACGUGGAAUGUCACAUGAUGCAAAGGUUUGUCAAGGAAAUACGUGAAAACAGAUAGCUUCACUAUUUACAAUGUUUACUUUACAUCACGACGUUUAUCCUUUAUUCAAAUUAGUCUUUUUGUGUCUAUACAUCAGCCACACAUAUGCGGGUAAAAUGAAGAUUGUCGAAGAGCCAAACACAUUCGGGUUGAACAAUCCUUUUUUGUCUCAAGGAAGCAGACUACAACCCAAAGUGGAUCCAUCGCCAGUAUCUGGCCCUGUACAUCUUCAUCAUCUCUCUGGGAGGUGUUUUAGUCUUAUAGAGUCUAUGUAUAAAUAUGAAUUCUGUCCAUUCCACAAUAUUACUCAACAUGAACAGUCAUUCAGAUGGAACGCCUACAGUGGGAUAUUAGGGAUCUGGCAUGAGUGGGAAAUAGUAAACAACACUUUCACUGGCAUGUGGAUGAGAGAUGGGGAUACUUGUGGAACCAGAAACCGAGAAACAAAGGUGAUUUUGGUUUGUGGCUCAAGCAGUAAGCUUUCUCAGGUGUCAGAACCCAGCACCUGUCUGUACUCAAUAACCUUUGAGACACCACUUGUUUGCCAUCCACACUCUCUUCUAGUGUACCCAACCUUGAGCGAGAAGCUGCAAAAGGAAUGGGAUGAAGCUGAGCAGGUUCUCUAUGAGGGUCUGGUUACAGAGCAGGGGUACAAAGGUCUUUUGAAAGACAUUUUUGAGGAGGCCGGACUUCUGAAGAGCCAUGAAGUGAAAGCCAGUCUGCCAAAGGCUAAAGCCGAUCCAGAAAGUCCCAACUCUUUACAGAAGUGUAAGGAGGACUAUGAAAAACAGAGUGAAGAGCUGGAGAGGUUGCGUGCUCUCCUCACUCAGCAUAACAUUCCCUUUGAUUCUCAGCAAGAGGAAGACAAAGACACAACUGUGACCGUUAGGAGCGAACACCUGAGAGGAGACACUGGCCUCAUUGACAUGCACUGAAACAGUGAUUUUUAUUAACUGUCAACUCUAUUUAAACUUUUUAUUUCUUUUUGCAAAGCUUAUCUAUAGUUUUGAUCAAUUGUGGUGACGGACUACUCUGGUUUCGAACUACGCAUUAUGAGAAAUAAAAAUGGUUUAAAGGUCAUAACUUUUCCUAAUUCUGUAAAAAUGUGAAUUACAAAAAAAACUGCUAGAGGCUUUUCAGUUGUGAAUUCAUCAUGUGAGCAUUCUUUUUAUGUUGUUACCAGAGAUAUGAGCUGCAGUCGUUUCUUGUUGGGAAAUCCCUUUUAGUUCACUGUAUGAAAAAAUAAAAGCACCGUUGCACUGUCCUCAAGACAACACGUUAAUGCAUGUGAUGAAAGGUUUGCAUGAAUAUUUGUAUGCUACUCACUAAUCCACCCAUUUGUUUUCUUCAACAUGUUUGAAAGGAUAACCUUUUCCAUGUUUUUUCCCAACUGAAAUCAUCACCAGGAGAAAAAAUACAAAUAAAUGUUGACGGUAAAAUUAAA
Molecule: messenger RNA, 1482 nt
Organism: Oryzias latipes (Japanese medaka)
Lineage: Eukaryota; Metazoa; Chordata; Actinopteri; Beloniformes; Adrianichthyidae
Gene: gnptg
Product: N-acetylglucosamine-1-phosphate transferase subunit gamma
Cellular component (GO): Golgi apparatus
Source: RefSeq, a predicted model, not a curated record